CCAUCGCUCUUCCCUCCCUCCUCGGCGCUGCGAGCGCGCGUAUUGGCUGGGCGGCCCGUGACUGGGUGCCAAAUAGGUGGUCCCUGCGCAUGUUGGCACACUUUCAGUCAAUGGGUGCAGAAGCAAAGUGAGGAGGAAGAGAGAGAAGGCAAAGAGGGCGAAAAAAGAAGCGGCACUCGGGUUUGCCAGCGGUCGCGCGCACUCUUCCAACAUUGAUUCCGUCCUCUUGUUUUGCUUUUUUUUUUUUUAAACCUCCUUUGUGCUCACUCCCCUGUCCAGCUCUCUCGUCGCCUCUCUCUCUUCGAUUCGACUGAACUCUACCCACUUUGCCAAGAGUUGCUUUUUUUUUUUUUUUUACCCCGUCAAGAUAUUUUUCGACAUUUUUGACAAUUUGAUCCACUUGAUGCACUUAUUUGCUUGCAUUUAUCCUGGUAGCUUUUUUUUGACAGAAGUUCCUGAACUUCUUUCCAUUCUCCUUCUGCUGUGCUCUUGAACAACAACUCUCCUGCUCCUGCUACACUACCUCCUGUGUUCCUUUGCUGGUAUUACACCUUGCCCCUCGGCUUUUUUUUUUUUUUUUUUUUUUUAACCUUUGGCUGCUUUCACUGGACAGUUCGAGUCCCUCAUUCUACUUUACAUUUUUCAAAAUAUUUGCCCAUUUCUCCGGUGCAGAUUGACAAAACUUUUUUUUUUUUUUUGCAAUCUGCCGGGUCAAUUUAUGAUGAAAGAGAAAAAUGGAUGAAUUCCACCCCUUCAUCGAGGCCCUGCUGCCCCACGUCCGCGCCUUCGCCUACACCUGGUUCAACCUGCAGGCCCGCAAGCGCAAGUACUUCAAGAAGCACGAGAAGCGCAUGUCCAAAGAGGAAGAGCGCGCCGUGAAGGACGAGCUGCUGGGGGAGAAGCCCGAGAUCAAACAGAAGUGGGCCUCGCGCCUGCUGGCCAAGCUCCGCAAGGACAUCCGGCCCGAGUUCCGUGAGGACUUUGUGCUCACCAUCACGGGGAAGAAGCCCCCCUGCUGCGUGCUGUCCAACCCCGACCAGAAGGGCAAGAUGCGCCGCAUCGACUGCCUGCGCCAGGCCGACAAGGUGUGGCGGCUGGACCUGGUCAUGGUCAUCCUGUUCAAAGGCAGCCCCCUGGAGAGCACGGACGGGGAGCGCCUGGUCAAGUCGCCGCAGUGCACCAACCCGGGCCUGUGCGUCCAGCCGCACCACAUCGGGGUGUCCGUCAAGGAGCUGGACCUCUACCUGGCCUACUUCGUCCACACGCCAGAAUCCGGACAAUCAGACAGCUCUAGCCAACAGGGGGACACGGACAUUAAACCACCGCCCAAUGGACACCUGAGUUUCCAAGACUGCUUUGUCACCUCAGGGGUUUGGAACGUGGCUGAGCUCGUCAGAGUGUCACAGACUCCUGUUGCCACGGCGUCAGGUCCGAACUUCUCAUUGGCUGACCUGGACAGCAGUCCCAGCUACUACAACAUCAACCAGGUGGCCGUCGGGCGACGUUCCCUCACUUCCCCUCCCUCCACCAGGUCUGAGGUGGAACUGUACGCAAACCUUCCGCGGAGCUCCACCAAGAGGAAGUCGUUAGACGACAGUGAGAUGGAGAGCCCAACAGAUGAUGUUUUCUAUCCUGGACGCUCGCCCGCUGCCAGCUCAUCCCAAUCCAGCGCGUGGCCCAACGACAUGGAUGCAGUGCAGCACCAUUUGGCCAGUGUGCAGGAGAGGAAGAUAAAACAUGAAAACGAAGGCGUGCAGUUUCCUUACCAUGGACUGUCCUCGCCUGGUUCACUUAAGAAGCCGGGGAAGUUUGAUUUCAACGCCCUGUCUUCCCAGAGGUCCCCUCGCAUGGCGUUCACACACCACCCGCUGCCCGUGCUGGCAGGAGUGAGACCAGGGAGCCCCCGUGCCUCAGCCUCAGCCCUGCACUUCCCCUCUUCCUCAAUCAUCCAGCAGUCCAGCCCUUAUUUCACCCACCCCACCAUACGCUACCACCACCACCAGGACCCGCUUAAGGAGUUUGUGCAGUUUGUGUGCACCGACGGCACAGGACAGCCGAGCGCACAGCCUAAUGGAGGUGGCCAGAGCAAAAUGCCGGGCUCCUUCCUGCUGCCCCCGCCACCCCCGGUGGCACGCCCCGUGCCCCUCCCCAUGCCCGACUCUAAAACCAUCAGCACGCCCACCGACGGUGGACUCAGCUCACCCGCAUCUCCGUCAUACUCCACGCCAGGCUCCACAGCUCCCAACCGGUUUGUCGGCAUCGGAACACGGGACAACUUUCUGAAUAUCCCCCAGCAGACUCAGUCCUGGUUCCUCUGACAUGGUCUCGACGAAUCAACUAAAAUGGUGUCAUGAAAAUUGGAAAAAAAAAUGAUGAAGAGCAGACUGCUGACACUCAAAAAGGUUUCUCACUUGCCCACAUUGUACAAAGUACAACUACAGAACCCCCACAUGGCCCCGCCCCACCCCAAGUGGCCACUCCCAAUUUGAACUGGAACGUUCGUACCCCCCCACCCGCCAACCCGCCUUCAGAAAUGCAGGAGGGCUCCAUGAGAUGGAGUGGACAGACUCGCACCGCCAGGCGGAAGACUAGGAACUGUCGCACGCUCAUCAAGGAAAUGUUGGACGGGAAACACAAAUAUGGCAACCUGGAAAUUGACCAAUUUUUACAUUUGUGGUUUCUUUUUUUUUUUUUUUUUUUUUUUUUUUUUUUUUUUUUUCUACUUUUUAUUUUUGUUAUCAUUUUGUCUUCUCCACCACGAAACUCCACGCAUUGGCCUGUUAGGUUAAAAAACAAAAUGGUAGUCACCUAAAUUGCGCUAACUGAUCUCAAAGAUCCUGGCGACGCCCACUUUGAUGGCCAGCACCACCACCACUUAAGUUCAAGACCACCCACGCAGCCACAUCCCUGCGUGCCACCCCCACCCUCUCACGCACCUCAUUCGCUCAGCCCUGAAGACCCAUUGAUUUGCGAUUGGCCAAUCCCGGUGACGCCAUCAGAUGGUGUGACAUUAUAUGCACUAAGUGGCUGGUCUUUGUUGUUUACCUGUCCAAGUAUCAGGGCAACUAUUUCUUUUUUUUUUUUUUUUUUUUUUGGGGGGGGGUGGGGGGGAGAAUAAGCGUUAGCCAGUUGCAAGCGUUUAAAACACUAAAGGCUACAUGUGCUCUUUCAUCCCAUCACCUAUGCACUAUUAAUUCUCAUUCGGGAUGAACAGAAUUGCACAUGCACGGCCACAAGGGCGAUGAGGGAGGGCCAAGGAGGCUUGACAGAGAUGUGGCUGUGCAUCCAGGUCUAAUUUACCCCCUCAAGUGCAACACACACACACACACACACACACACACACACACACACAUAUUUUUGCAACCAGCUUACCUUAAAUAGUCUGUCACAUAGCCACUCUUUUUUUUAUUUUAUUUUUUAUCAGAAUUAGGGAUGGGCACAAUAAAUAGAUUCAUCGUGUCUUGUGAGGCAAAAUGGAGUGAACUGCUUACUUGGCUGACAACUACAGUGAACAACCACCACUAUCACCAGAGAGGAUAUGUACCAGACCCAUCCACAACAUAUA
Molecule: messenger RNA, 3565 nt
Organism: Hippocampus comes (tiger tail seahorse)
Lineage: Eukaryota; Metazoa; Chordata; Actinopteri; Syngnathiformes; Syngnathidae
Gene: nfixa
Product: nuclear factor I/Xa
Exons: 13
Coding region: 735-2318 (527 amino acids)
Biological process (GO): regulation of transcription by RNA polymerase II
Cellular component (GO): nucleus
Molecular function (GO): DNA-binding transcription factor activity, RNA polymerase II-specific; RNA polymerase II cis-regulatory region sequence-specific DNA binding
Source: RefSeq, a predicted model, not a curated record